AGCCACAGUCUGGGCGUUGUGACGACAGAUUUGAGACAACGCUGCACUGAUGAACACUCUGGCACCUCAGCAUCAGCUCCUAUGACUGCAGGAAUUAUUGCACUCACACUGGAGGCAAAUCCAGCUCUGACCUGGAGGGACAUUCAGCACAUCAUAGUUAAAACUUCAAGCCGUGGUCACCUGAGCGCUUCUGACUGGCAGAGCAAUGGAGCUGGAUAUGAUGUUAGUCACCUUUAUGGGUUUGGGUUGCUGAAUGCUGAGGCCAUGGUGAAGAACGCAGAGACCUGGAAACAAGUGCCUCCUCAACACAUAUGUGAGGAAAACAUAGGCCAGAUUGCAAGGAUCGUCAGUCCAGAGCGAGUGCUGAGGUCAGUGUUGAAAUCCUCAGGCUGCUCUGCUCAACGUCUGCAGCGGGUGGUUUAUCUGGAGCAUGUCAUUGUACGUGUCACAAUCACACAUCCUCACCGUGGAGACCUGUCAAUCACACUGACAUCACCUUCUGGAACCACAUCUCAGCUUCUAGCAAACAGACCAAAUGAUCACUCCAGUGACGGCUUCGUUAAGUGGGAAUUUAUGACGACUCACUGCUGGGGUGAAAGACCAGCAGGAGACUGGAUCAUGGAUAUUAGAGACACCCCAUCUCCAAAGAGAAACACCCGACUCCAAGGGAAACUGGUAGAAUGGUCCCUGGUGCUUUAUGGAACAUCCACACAUCCAUACACAAGACAUGAACAGCCCCGUUCUGCCCAGCUGCCUUCUGAGGAUGAAAUCACAGAGGACUAUAAUGGUUCUUGUGACCCUGAAUGUAGUGAGGAUGGUUGUGAAGGACCUGGUCCUCACCAGUGUAUUUCCUGCUUGAACCUUUUCCUAAAGUUCAAAAAUAACACACGGACCUGUGUGUCUGAGUGUCCAAGUGGAUACUGGGGGGAUAAGAAAAGGUGUAAGAAGUGUUACUCCUCCUGUAAGUCGUGUUUGGGAAGCCGCAGUGAUCAGUGCACAACCUGUAAGUCUGGUUACCAUCUAAAUGAGGAAAAAAACAACUGUGUGACCAGCUGUGAGGAUGGCUACUUUCUUUACCAUGAGGAAAACGUGUGUAGGAAGUGUAAAAUUGAGAACUGUAUGAAAUGCACCUCAGCCUCCAUUUGCACUGAGUGCUCUGAGGGCACAAGCCUAGUGGGCAACAGAUGUCAGAAGAGUUGUGAGGUGGGGAGUUACUACAGUGAGCCGGAGGACUCAUGUGAGGCUUGCCACCCAGCCUGUGCUACAUGUGCUGCUGCAGGUCUGGAGUCAUGUAAUCGCUGUGCUGAAGGCUACCUGAUGGAGAACUGGAGAUGUGUGUCCUCUUGCAAUCAAGGUUUCUAUGCAGAACAACAGAACUCGGACAAUCAGAGCACCUGUAAAAGGUGUGAUGCAAGCUGUCUAGCCUGUGUCGGGCCAACUAAAGCAAACUGCAGUGAGUGUGUAGAUGGACAUGCACUUCAGGAUGGUGUCUGUGUUCUCAGCCACAACUGUGGUGAUGGGGAAUAUCAGGAUGAGAGUGGAGAGUGUCAGUCAUGUGAUGUGUCCUGUCAGAAAUGUAAAGGUCCACAGAGUGAGGAUUGCCUCAGCUGCUUAAGUACACAUUGGCUGGAUUAUGGUCAAUGUGUGGUCAGCUGCUCAAAUGGGAAGUACCCAUCCAGUGGACAAUGUCACCUCUGUGAUCACACCUGUGCCCAGUGUGUUGAUGCUGGUCCUUCUAACUGUACCAGCUGUGAUACAGAUAAGUUUGGAGUGGACCGGUACCUGUACCGUGGCCAAUGUGUGGAUGCAUGUCCUAAAGCUCAUUUUCACACAGUCAUGAAGGCAUGUGAGCCGUGUCCUUCAUACUGCAAACUUUGCUCAUCAGCCACACACUGCAUCAAGUGUGAGGACUCUUUCUACGUCAACAAUGGAGUCUGUAAUAAACUGGAGUGUGGUGAAGGAGAGGUGGAAGACCCAGAAUAUGAUGACUGCAUGCCAUGCGAAGAGGGAUGUCAUAAGUGUGUUCUCUAUAAUCCAAAACACUGUCUUUCCUGCAUUAAUGGAUAUUACAGGUUUGAGGAAAGCUGCUAUAAAAAUUGUCCUUCUAAGACAUACCCAGUGGAGGAGACCAUGAGCUGUGUGUCAUGUGAACAUGACUGUGUCAACUGUGAUGAAGAUGAGUGCAGCUGGUGUGAAGCUGACUUCUUCAUAUCAAAUGGGAAAUGUGUUCGAGAAUGUCCCGAUGGGUUCUAUAAUGAUGACGAAUCUCAGGAGUGUGAGGAAUGCCACUCUGACUGCAGAACAUGCAGUGGCCCGGAGGACAGUGACUGUGAAAGCUGUAGCGAGGGACUGACGCUUGACAGUGGAGCUUGUGUGUCUGAACAGGAUGUUUGCCCUGCACAGAUGUAUCUCACUGAUGAUGGGGAAUGUGAGGCCUGUCACUCUUUAUGUGAAUCCUGCUGGGGGAAAAUGAAGAAUCAGUGCAACACAUGUGUCAAAGGUCGAUAUUUGAAUGCAGAUCAGUGUGUAGCAAGAUGCCCAGUGGGUAGCUUUGGCAGUAAGGAUAGUGGUCACUGUGAGACAUGCCCACAAGGUUGUGCCCAGUGCCAAGAUGAACAGCUUUGCACACGCUGCCAGUCAACACGCAAAAACCCUCUUUAUUUACAGGCUGGCCAGUGUGUACGAAAGUGCACUAGAGGAUACCCUGUCGGUCAGGUGUGUAAGAGCUGUGCAUCUGGUUGUACAUCCUGUGAGAAGAAUGCAACACACUGCAUGAGCUGUGAAGAGACACUUCUGCUCCACAAACAUGAGUGUGUGUCGAGCUGUCCAUCUGCACACACAGUGAGCAACGGGGAGUGUGUGCAGUGUCAAGAAAACUGUGCUGUCUGCUCUGAGGAUGGCUGUACAGGGUGUAAAGAAAACUUCUUCCUGCAUGUGGGUCAGUGCAUAGUCAUGUGUCCUGAUGGGUUUUUUGAGGACAUGAAUCAAGGCAUUUGUAAACAUUGUCAUGUGGAUUGCUCAUUAUGUGAUGGACCUGAAUCAAACAACUGUGAUGCCUGUUCAGACAGUGACAGUACACUGCACUAUGGAGCAUGUCUAACUCCCUGCUCCCCACAUACAUACAGGGAAAGCAGGUCCGGAGAAUGCAUGGCCUGUGAUAGUUCCUGUUUAACCUGCUCCGGUCCUCACGACACGUCCUGCACGAGCUGCUCUGAGGGCCUGAAGAUGGAUACCCAUGGACGCUGUGCCACACCCACCACAUGCCCCUCACAUCAUUACAGUAACCAGGAUGGAGAAUGCCAUUUAUGUCACAAGUACUGUCACGAGUGCUCUGGCCCACAUCAGGACCACUGCCUCAGCUGCAACCAGAAACAUUAUCUGCUAAAUGGCAGCUGUGUGAACAAUUGUCCAGAUGAAUACUUCAGUGGGGAGACACAGCGCUGUGAACCCUGUCAUCCAAACUGUCUGACCUGCAUGGGACGACACAGCCAUGAGUGCCUGAGCUGCAGAGAUCACCUCUAUAGAGAUGUCAAAGAAUGUGUGGACACAUGCCGCUCUGGGUACUACGCUUCAGCUGUGUCUAGUACGUGCGAGCGGUGUGAUGAGAGCUGUGGAGAGUGUCUUCAGGCCGGGGCAGAGGGGUGCGUGAGCUGCAGACAGGGGAUGUUGUUUAUUAGAAAACAGGGACGCUGUGUGUUCUCCUGUCCUGAAUCAUUCUAUCAUGACACACACCACAAAACAUGUGAAGCCUGCCACCCCAGCUGCAGGACAUGCAUAGGCAAGAGUGUUGAGGACUGUGACACAUGUUAUCCAGGUUUUACACUCACAGAGGGUUCUUGUGAGUCACCAUGCAUCACAGGAGAGUAUGCUAAGUCUGAGGAGCAGGACUAUAACUGUGAAUCAUGUGAUGAAUCUUGUUUGGAAUGUAAAGGUCCUGGUCCUCAGAACUGCACUAUUUGCCCAGCACAGUUCAUCCUGGCCUCAGAGGGGCGCUGUCUGCCCUGCUGCACCAACACAGAACUGGAAGACACAGUUGCAGUUCAGCAAGAAUGCUGUAACUGUACAGAGAACAAAGGUGAAUGUGUCCUCAGCACUAACUUUGCCUUUCGUAACCAUGAAGAAGACUACACAGGAAACCUUCCACUAUUCAUCACCACCUCCAUCCUGCUUGUCUUUGCAUUGAUUGCUGUUAUCCUCCUCAUAAAGCGCUCCCUUUCAAAACGGGCAUUGCCUGAUACCCCUGUCCCACGUGGAUAUGAAAAACUGGGCCAUGGUGGUGGCAGAGACAGUUUCUACAGAGGCACAUCAUCGGCCACCUCAGCUUACAGUGGUCAAGCUAGUUCUAGUUCUGGAAAUUUCCGUGAGUCACAACUGGUAGACCUCGGUGAUCAGAAGGGCAGUAGAGAUGAUGACGAUGAAGAUGAUGAAGAUGAGGAUAUUGUCUACAUGGGGCAGGACGGCACUGUUUAUCGCAAAUUCAAAUACGGGCAACUAGGAGAUGAACAGGAGGAUGAGUUAGAAUAUGAUGAUGAGAGCUACAAUUACCGAUAACAUCUUCAGCCAUUUAAACACAAAAUGAUCCUGCAGGGUUACUGACAGUUAAGAAUGCACUUAAGAAUCUAAAAACAAUAUUAUAUACAGUAAUUUAAAAAUGUCUGGAGUGUUCAGUAAUGUUUUGAAAGAAAAUGUGAAUUGUAGCGAAUUGUAUAUGAUGAGAUAGAUAGACAGACAGACAGACCGACCGACAGACAGAUAGAUAUAGACGGACGGACGGACGGACGGACGGACGGACGGACGGACGGACAGACAGACAGACAGACAGACAGACAGACAGACAGACAGAUAGAUAGAUAGAUAGAUAGACAGAUGGUCUUAGCUGUUCAUACUUCUUCCAUUCAUUUUCUUUUAUGAAGACAGCUGAGAGUAUUUGUUUUUUGUCAUUGAUUUUCUGUUUACCUAUGUGAGUGAAUUUUUGGAAUGUGUGCAUUAUGUUAGCAAUCAUUUUAGGUAAUGUCAGUUAUUUAUCUUCCUAGUAACAGAAGUACAAAUGAGCUAUUUUCCACUAAGAACUUUGGCUUCUCAUAAUGUUGUUGUGAAAGUGUGUCAACUAUAAAUUAAUAC
Messenger RNA from Danio aesculapii, 5121 nucleotides. It is a transcript of the gene pcsk5a, whose product is annotated as proprotein convertase subtilisin/kexin type 5a. Gene Ontology annotation, cellular component: Golgi membrane; trans-Golgi network. The record is from RefSeq and is a predicted model, not a curated record. Gene Ontology annotation, biological process: peptide hormone processing. The transcript has 30 exons. Gene Ontology annotation, molecular function: serine-type endopeptidase activity. Bases 82 to 4551 code for a protein of 1489 amino acids. NCBI's taxonomy places the organism in Eukaryota, Metazoa, Chordata, Actinopteri, Cypriniformes, Danionidae.